Molecule: messenger RNA, 681 nt
Organism: Parastagonospora nodorum SN15
Lineage: Eukaryota; Fungi; Ascomycota; Dothideomycetes; Pleosporales; Phaeosphaeriaceae
Exons: 3
Coding region: 1-681 (226 amino acids)
Source: RefSeq, a predicted model, not a curated record
AUGGCGAAUAUUACGGCGCACUGGGUCUCGGUGCGAAACGACGCCGAAGACAUGUAUCACUGCUACAGGAGACAAGGAGCGAAACGGACGAACCUCAGCAAACUCCAAGCUGGGCAGCUGUUUGCUGAUCUAAGAUGCAUACACCUUCAGCUCCAGACCGGCAACGCUACCGAGACGUCAUACCCAGUUGUAGAAGAGAUGCAUGAACCUGAAAACUCUGUUUGUUUUUGUAUCACAGAUCGCCCACCUCCUUCCUGCGCACUGACGCCAAACAUCCAGACUAGGCUGUUCGUGACGUCCCUUGCGUGCGACAAGCCUGGUUCAGGAGUCCCAGCAACCCGGUCCAAGGCCAGCAUGCAUCGGCCCACGCCUCAACACGAAGGGACAUCAGACCGUCGAGGUCGAACUUCAUCUCAAUUGAGCUUCACAUGCAGCAUGAUGAAGGAGAUCCUCGUUACACGCAAGUCGCUCACUUUCGCGAAGAUUCAGUAUCGAAAGCUGUCAGCAGCAUCACCACUCGAUAUUCCCACAAUGACAGAGGACAUUGUCAUCAUAUGGAAUUCGAAAACGAGUUACCUCUCGAGCAGCACAGCGUGGACGGCGCAUGCAUCUCAAACGGCUACUAGCAACUGUGGCGCUCCUUGCAGGACCCCCGAUGAACACAAGUCUACACAAUUCUAA